CAAUAUCUCUCUAGAUUAUCGAUAGAUCUCUUAUAUAACCAAACAAGGUCUAAUAAAAAGUCACGAUUCAGAUUAAACUUAAACCGCCGACGAAAAAAUAAAAAAUAAAACUGACAACACGACACAGACAGAGAGAAAGAGAGUGUGCGUCUUUUUUGUGUGUAGAUUGAAACCUGUCGAUAGCUUCCGGUGCCAUGAACGCGACCAAAGCAGACAACAACGAUCUCUUUGAAAAUCAUCUCGAUUCCCCCAUCCUUGCUCAUGCCGUCGAUUCAGAGCCAUUGAUUUUGGAUCACAAUCACGACCAGCCUUUUCCUCUCCCACCCAUGUCCGAGAUCGUCCUUUUCCGCGACGAAGACGAUGACGAUUCCAUUAGCCAUACCUCUUCUGACGCCGAUGACGUCUCUGGAAGUCUAAACGGUGUCGAUUCCUCCGUCCUCUCCCACAACAACAACAACGGUCAUUCCUUGGAUGAACAAAACCCUAGGGUUCAUCGUCCGGGUUUCAUUAACCCCGAGCCUCACACUUCAAGUCAGUUCUACACAUUCAAUGGCGAAUCGCACGCCAUGAUGAUUCGUUGCAUCCUAGAAGGACGAUUAGCGAUGCCUGAUGAGAUCCGAGCGGUAACCCCUCCGCACGUCCUCGCUAGCUGGCGUUCGGUGUGGAAAGAUCGGAAUGAAGAUACAGCUUACCUAACUGCUUGGAAGAGGAUACAGGAGAAGCUCAAUGUGCACGUUGAUGCUCACGGUAACGAUUAUUUGUGCUUCAAGAACAAUUUGAAUCAAUUCGUGUCACAUGUUAAUCAGUGGCAGGAUAUAGUUAUGAGUUUUCAUGGUGAUGCUGAUUUGAAACAUUUAGGUCUUAAGGAAACUAUAGAGAGAAUUAAGCAGGUUUGGACAGUUGGUGCUAAAUUUUAUGGCAUUCCUGAAUCAUUCAUUAGGGUAUGUGUUACCGCAUGUCCUGCCUGCUCAGACUCAUCUGGUUCAAUGCUUCGUAACAAACGGAGAAGGUUCGAGUACACAGAAUCGUUCGAUGUCCCCGCUAAAGAAGUCCCACACAGGUUACAACAGUUAGCAGCAAAACACAAAGUUGUUUUAUGCAUAAGGCAGAAGUAUAUUCGAUAUAAGCCUUUCAUGGCAGAGGUGAAGGACUACGCUUGCCACAGAGCAGGAGAGCCAGCCUCAUCAAAGAAAUCCAAGAUUUUGAAAAGGGAACCUUACGCAUCCAAGCGUUGUGGAUGUGGAUUUCGUAUUAGGGCAAUAGUACCAAUUGCUAAUUACAAUGAGAAAGAUAAGACAUUUAUCUAUCAAGAAGAGGGAAUAGCUAUAUUUAAGCUAUUUGCAGUCCAUUCUGGCCAUGAGCCAGGGCCAUUGGAUGGCAAUGCAAGGAUAAUCCAUCGAGUUGUUGGGCAUAAAGGAGGAUUUUUACUUGAUCAGGACACUGUAUAUGGGAUAAGCGAGGAAAUGGAGAAUGAGACUUUAGGGGGGUUCAUAAGGAAGGAGGAUACGGGGGAUCUACGAAGUUUAGUCUCGCAGCAAAUUCAAGAAUUAAGAAAUUUAGUCGGAUCACUUGAAGGGAGUAUUUCAAAAUACCCAGAUGAGCUUUUAGGUUUGGCUUCACAAGAUUUGAGCGAGAUUGUCAAUAAGGUUAGAGCAGUAGGAGAAUAUCAAGUGAAACCAUUUGGAUUGCUUUCUGAUCACAGGCAUGAUCAAUCGGAUGAUAUGUUGGUAGGUGAGAAUGAUCUAGCACAUUGGGGUAAGGAGAAUGGUGAAUUGCUCGAAGAAGGUGAAGAAGAAGAGAGCUUUAGCCGAACACUCGGCGAUGUGGUAACGUGGGAUGAGAAGGAUCUUCUGGGAAGUAACAAACCUGAAAGGUGGUUGAAGUGUGAGGAGGAGUCGAAAUUGAGAAAGCCUUUUAGGCAGGAUGAGAAUGUUGUUUCAGAUGUAGGUCUUGUUGACAGCUUUUAUCCAGAGAAUUCAAAAUGGUAUGAUUCCCCUUGCGGUCUAGAUUCUGGCGGGGAGUGUGGUGAAAGUGGAUUCAGACAUGGGGGAAUUUUAUAAGGUAAUAAUAUGAAUUUUGAAGAUUGACAUCAAUUUUCAAGUGUUUGUAUAUCUGUGUACGUACACAAGCAAUUGAAAAACAAAACCUGCACAUGCUUUGUCGGCAUAUUUACCAGUGUAUCUAUCUUUCUUGUAAAUUCCCCAUUUUAACAUAUGCAGCAGCCUUAAGACUAUUUUUUGCUACUGUGUUAUGGCAAAUCUUGAAUAUUUGUUGGUUAAGACGAUCUGCAUGUCUCUUAAUGAUUGCAAACACAGGGUUGAAGUUUUUUCGUUU
Messenger RNA from Impatiens glandulifera, 2334 nucleotides. RefSeq lists its product as uncharacterized. Bases 195 to 2060 code for a protein of 621 amino acids. The transcript has a single exon. Lineage: Eukaryota; Viridiplantae; Streptophyta; Magnoliopsida; Ericales; Balsaminaceae. The record is from RefSeq and is a predicted model, not a curated record.